GCGCGCCAGUCCGCCGCCGUACCGCGCCGCGCUUACACGCGCACCACAUCCCCGCGCGAAGCUACACACGCGCAACUGACGCGAUCGCGAACUCCGAUUCCCUUUUUGUUUAUUUUUCGCGUCCUUCGAACCGUUUUGUGUUACCGAGGCGGCGAAAGAAGACGGCGCAUGGAUCGAGCCACAAGAGAAGACUGGUGCAGGCCGCCCGGCUAGCCGCCGCUCCACCCACCAAAAGACGACCCACAAACCAAAGCCUCCAGUCAUAUCUUUCGUUUAAAAUCUAAAUAUAAGCACUAUUUUUUAAACCUUUUAACGAUAAACCGUAAAUAGUAUACGCUAACUCCCAAACAGUACAAAUUAAUUUAAGUCUGAAGUGAUCGGUAUUUACAAUAAGAAGAACAAACGAGCGAAAGAAAAAUCUAUCAACGACCAGUAUUUAAACGUUCCAAAAUAAUAGAUAUCGUUAAACGAGUGCACAAAAUAUUUAUCGAUCGUUAACGCAGUCGACGCAUUUUUCUAAAAUUCAGCCAAAGAUUUUAUAAAACCGUAGUUAAGACUCGUGUGUAAACUGCCUCUCGGGGAUUUUUAUAUUUAUUUGUUAGUGAUUAACGAAAUUGUGAUUAGUGUAGUGUAAACCAGUGUGCCGUAUAACCGUAAUUUAAGUGCUAUUUAGACAGACUUUAACCAAUUAACUUUAGGCAGUCAGAGUACAAAUAUCAAGUUCCAGUGCAGCGAGUGUUCAUAGCGAGAUAGACUUAGUAGAGCUUAUUUUUGUAAAACUUUACGUGUUGAGCGUUUGUGUUGCGGUGAGGAUGAGGAUCCGCUACCGCCGCGGACGGGCGCCAUGAGCGAGGCGCUGCGGAGCGAAGCGGGCGAGGACGCGCACCUGCCGCCCUUCUCGACCUUCGUCGGAGACAUGGCCGAGAACGAGCAGCGCAUCCUCGCGGCCGACGCGCGUCUGCUCGACCCCGGCUGGGAGUACUACGAGCGCGGUGACGGCGUCUCUGUCAUCGCCAGCCAAGCGCAGUACCGCCCCUGGGAGUCCAUGCCCAUCACCGUCGGCGCCAAGGAUGCCAUCCUGCGCGCCGGCUUCUCCUCCCCCCUCGACUACCAGUCCGUCACGCUGCAGCCCAUCAACAAGCUGCCGUCCUUCCAGAGCCAGUUCCAGACGUUCCCGGAGACGACCGUCAUACCAGAGACGGGGCUGCCGAGCGUGACGCCCGUCCCGGUCACGGCCAGCUCCACGCCCAGCGCCAGCCCUAGCCAGCUGACGCAGCUCACGCAGCUGACGACGCCGUCGUCUCCCGCGCACCUCACAACCCUGGCACAGGUCACGCCGCUCUCCACGACCCUUACUACGCUAUCGCCUGUCAACGCUACAACAUUCCAUACACUCACGGCAGUAAACGCCAGGAGCUACCCCAUUGUCCCGGCGCCGCUGCAAGCCCGGGAGCUCGCACCCGCCGGACAAGCUUACAUUGACGACCGGCACAUACAGCUAUACCAACCAAAUAUCGCUACGAUCAAUGCUUUUCCCACUCAAAAUGGUAUUUUACACCAAAAUGGGACAAUCCUCCAUCAAAACGGGAGCUUACUACACAACAUUCAGAGUCCAACCGUAGUUCACGUGUUGAAAAACGAGCCGUUCGAUAUGAAAUCUCUCCAAGAAAAGUACACACCGAACGGGCUACAUCACAGUAAUUUCCAGAACCCGAUGUUGAUAGACAGCGGGUAUGAGAAGAAGAACGGUUUCGGGAACGGGUCAUCACCCACGAGAUCGGAUUUCCGGAAGAAAGAGAGGCGGAAAAUGCGGGCUAACAGCUCGGAGUCCGACGGGUCUAACAUGGAGAUGGGGUCUGAGAGCAGUGGGCAGGUAGCCGCUGUGUCGUCCACCGCCGGCUUCAAGUCGCCGCUCCAUGGGGCUCCACCAAUGAGCACAGGGCCCAUGGAUCUAGACGACAUCUCUUCAGAGAAACAGACAAAGAAGAAGCGCAAACGAUGCGGCGAAUGCAUCGGUUGCCAGCGCAAGGACAACUGCGGGGACUGCGCGCCGUGCCGCAACGACAAGAGCCACCAGAUAUGCAAGCAGCGGCGCUGCGAGAAACUCACCGAGAAGAAGCUUAUUUUGGGGCCGGACGGGACCCUGCAGACGGUGAAGAGCGAGUCGCGCCGAGGUCGAGGCCGCGGCAGAACCGUCACGACGCCUGUCUUGCAAGACAUCAAGGUAAAUAUGAGCUACCGAGGCCGAAAGCCUCUAGGCGGCACCGCAGGCGUCCCCGGUCCCCCAGGCGUGGUCGUGCCCGGCGUGCCCGGCCUGAGCCCCGGCGUGCCCGCAGCAGCGUCGCCGAGCCCCGCUCCGCAGGCGCCGGCCGCCCCCAGCCCCGCGCCGGCCACCACGCCCGGUAUGAAGCAGGAACACCCUAGUCAACCCAUGGCCCCAAUGCCUUUCUACGCCGGCGAUCCCAACAGGUUCCCUACGACCUGGCAAACCGACCCGUCACAAGGUUGGCAGAACCAGUUCAUCCAACAGCUGCCAACACAAACCGGACAGACCACCCUCGACUACCAGGGCAACCACACAGCGUACGCCACGUCGCCGCACUACCAAGCCAACGCCACUUACACCGUCCAGAACGUCGCUACCACCUUCGACGUGACCAACAACACGUACUACCAGGCGGGCGUCCAGGCCGUGCCGGCUCAGCGACCGCCGUCCACUCGGGCGUACACCCCCGUGCCCUCGCCCCGAGCGCCGCACUACCCGGAGUACCAACAACAGUACGCCCAACAAGCGGCUACUCCAGGAGUCACCGGCGGCAAUGACUCCCGACCCGCCUCCGCCGCCUCAUACCAAAGCGCCGUCCCGACUACCUCCGCGCCCGUCUACAGCGUCAGCCAACAAACCUACGAGCGCACCGACUAUCAAGAACACUCGGAGGAGUACAACGGUGAAAACGGCACCGGAGAAUCCAGCAACGACACGGAGAGGCAAGAGAACACCCCGAAUGGACAGCAUUCGGGAAACGCCGAGCCUGGGUACCUGCAGGGGAGCAGCGGUCCGCGAGCUUCACUCGAUUGUAGCGGGUACCCGGGCGGCUAUAAUGGCGGACACCAGUACAGGGAGAACGGACAGAGCCAACAACAACAGCAGCAGCAACAACAACAGCAGCAGCAGCAGCAACAACAACAGCAACAAGACUGGCAACAGCGCCAGUGGCAGCACAACCAAAGAAUAAACCAACAGAUGCAAAACCAACAACUGCAGAACCAACAAAUGCAGAAUCAACAGUUACAAAACCAACAAAUGCAAAAUCAAGUCAUACAAAACCAGCAGCAGAUUCAGAAUCAACAACAACAACUUCAGAAUCAGCAGCAACAGAUUCAGAAUCAACAGCAUAUACAAAACCAGCAGCAAAUGCAAAACCAUCAGAACCAACAUAUGCAACAGCAGCGCGAAGACGCCGAGCAGCAGCUAUUCUCGCAAUCAGACCGCGUCAACCUCAACUCUCGACUUAAGACCAUGAUUCUCAAUAAGCAGAGUCACGCACGCGACGGUUCGGGGACGCCGCCCGACAAAGGCGACCCCGGAGAGGGACCACCCAGACCUCUCGACGAAAGAAAAGGCGGCGCCAUCGCCGUUAACGAUGACAGAAAUACCACCGGUCAUUUUUUAUCGUAUAGCCACCAUCUCCGAGAUAAUUACCGCUUAGGCGAGCAGUAUCCUGCCGCUGGUAAUUAUUCACAGAACGCUCACGCCUACGGCGCGAGCGAGUUCGGAGGUGGUGGCCACCACGUAUGGGAGGGAGGCACGGAAGUGCCGAGAGGUUACGAUAAACACGCUAAGAACGCGAAGACUCAAAAGCUGCCGUCCUACGCGGACGUGCGAGAGCAGUACGGUUAUCCAUCUGCACCGUAUGAAGCGCAGAAAUAUGCAGAAAUGUAUGGUAAUGAUAGUUUAAGUUACAAUCAAACGGAUAGUAAAGAUUUCCAGUCGAAAAUGGUUAUAGGGCCAGUAUCGGAAAUGAAUCAGCAGAACUGCGCGCCGGCGCGCGACACCAACGCACAAACGAGGAACUACGAUCAUAGGGAGUACGACGCUAAAUUUAGACAUCCCUCGGCACCGCUAAUACCUAAACUAGAAACGCCAGAUUCAUAUCAAUACCCUAAAGACGACAGGCUGAAGGAUCAGUCUAGGCUUCCGCAUAAUGUAAACCCAAAUUAUUGCAAAAGCAAGGAAAUGAGCAACCCUUACCGGGAAUACCCAAACGGUAUAGCACGCUCGCAGAGUACAGUGCUGCCACCUAUUUCUACUAUAAAGCAAGAAAAUUUUGGUCAAAAGGCGCAAAAUUACCAGAAUUUUCAGAAUUACCCGUACGAGAGAAGACAAGAGGCUGAAGUGUAUCCACGAUUACAAAAAAACAUGGGAUUUCAGAAGUACAAUCGUAAUUAUAUCGAGCAACAAAAACAAGCUAAGGAAUUGGAGAACCGAGUUAACAUUGAGAGAGCAUCGGAGCCAAAACCGCCUUACUAUAUAGAGCAAAUAAAAUCGGAACAUUCUCCUCCAGGUCAUAAGAUUUACAAGAACUUAAGUUACAAUGUUCCUAAAAGCCAUGAGCCUUAUAUGUAUCCCGGGGACGGUGGUCCAGUGUCCAUUAACAACGAGAUAGGCUACUCUUGCUGCCGACAGGGCUCUACCAAGAAGCCGCCUCCGGAGCACUUACGAGACGGCGCCUGUCCAGGCCUUCAAACCAAGGACGAAAUUCUAGAAGACGACCCUGAGGAAAAAGACGCCAAAAAGCCACCAACCCCCGUCCCAGAUAUAACUAAAGUUAAAGAGAACCAGUUCAACUACUCGAAGGAAUACUUGGAGAAUCUGGAACGGCUAAAAAACAAUUCGAGGACGGAGGUGCCUGACUGCAAUUGUUUUCCUGCUGACAAGAAUCCUCCAGAACCUGGCAGCUAUUACACUCAUUUAGGAGCAGCGGCAACCCUAGCAGAGCUUCGCAAGGAGCUCGAAGGACGCACUGGCUUGUCAGGCAAAGAGUUGCGCAUCGAGAAAGUUUGCUACACCGGCAAGGAAGGGAAGUCGGCCCAGGGCUGCCCCAUGGCCAAGUGGGUGAUUCGUCGCUCAAGCUACACCGAGAAAGUUCUCGUGGUGGUGAAAUGCCGCGCUGGGCACAAGUGCCCGACCACGUGGAUCGUGGUGUGUCUGGUGGCGUGGGAAGGCAUCCCACAAUCCGAGGCCGACUUGGACUACACGCUGUUGUCGCACAAACUCAACCGCUACGGCUUGCCUACCACCCGGCGAUGUGCUACUAAUGAAAACAGAACAUGCGCCUGUCAAGGACUAGACCCAGAAUCCUGCGGUGCCUCCUACAGCUUCGGCUGCUCCUGGUCGAUGUACUACAACGGCUGCAAAUACGCGCGCUCCAAAACCGUCCGCAAAUUCCGAUUGUCUGUAAAAACCGAGGAGUCCGAGAUAGAGGAGCGAAUGCACGUGCUGGCGACGCUGUUGAGCCCUCUGUACAUGAACUUGGCCCCGAAGAGCUUUGAGAACCAGUGCCAGUUUGAGAAGGAGGCCUCGGAUUGUAGAUUGGGGUUUAAACCGGGACGGCCGUUUUCUGGCGUAACAGCAUGCAUCGACUUCUGCGCGCACGCCCACCGCGACCUACACAACAUGAACAACGGCUGCACCGCCGUCGUCACGCUCGCGCGCCACCGCUCGCUCUCCAAGCCCAACGACGAACAACUACACGUGCUACCUCUAUACGUGCUGGACACGACGGACGAGUUUGGGUCGCGGGAGGCGCAGGAGGAGAAGAUCAAGAGCGGCGCGCUCGAGGUGUUGGAUAAAUAUCCUAUGGAGGUACGCGUACGCUCAGUUCCACUACAACCCUGCCGAAGGCACGGAAAGAAGCGAAAGGACGAAGAAGCGACCGACGCCAACAACUCCAACGGCAGCCAGCCGAGCCCCAACGGCCAGAAGAAGCCCAUCAUCCCGGCCGCGCCGCGCACGCCGCAGCCGCCGCCCGACGCCAGCCCGCGCAGCCAGUACAGCGCCGCGCCGCGCACGCCGCAGCCGCCGCCCGACGCCAGCCCGCGCAGCCAGCACAGCGCCUCCCCGCGCGCCUCCACCCCCGCGCCCUUCACCAACCACUCCUUCAACUCCGCCUUCAACCCCAUGCACAACUCUCCCGGCCUCAUGAACCCCAACCUGAGCAACCCCGCCCUGCUCGACAUGGCCUCCAUGAUAGACAACUUCACCGACGCCCAGCUGCAGAGCAACCAGAUAUCCAGCACCGUUCUGGACUCGCCGUACAACUCCUACGAGCAGAACUACAAUCUGCACCACCAGAACGCGAUGUACCCGAACCACGUUAACAAUCCACCACCGGUCGAAAGCUGCCAAAAUCCUAAUCCCGAUGAGCUUCCCGGUUUCGCUUCCGGUCUGCAGAAGAGGGACCAGUUCCCGAACCCUCCGAAUAGCGAUCAGAUGAACCCCUCACAGAACCAGUGGCCGGAUUUCGCCGGCGCCGAAAUGUUCAGCAACGUCGUCAAGGAGGACCCCGAUUCCACGACGGCGCAUCUCAACGUUCCGCCGAACAACUACAGUCCGGACUCCAAUAGAAGCGAAACAAAUUCCGACACGUUGUCCCAAAAGAAUCCCGCGGAAACGGAUAAAAACUCUCUCAUAGCUGAUCUAGCGCAGAAACUUCCAGAUUUCGAUAUGCCAAGCUCCCCGAGACUGACUGAGAUUUCGCAGAAAUCGCAGAGCACCCCGGCCUCGCCGGCUCCUUCUCAAGUUCCUGAGUUAAAAUCUCCAAAUAACAGUACUGAAUUAAAUGCUUCCUUAGAAUCGCGAAAGAGUGUGUGGAAAUCACCAGAAUCCAAAAAUUGGGAUCCUUCUAAAACCAAGGAACCUACGACACCAGAAAACGAAAACUCCUUGUUCAGGAUUCCAAAGGCGCGGCCUCCGUCGCGGUCACAGCACGUCAAUCCAGCCGAAGGCAUGGAGAACACCACAUUCUUGAAACCGUAUCCACCUUCCGACAGAACGCCACUAGCCCAAGGAUACGAACACAGAAGUCCAUACGACAAUAGGUCACCGAACAACACUGCCCCACAAACUGCCACGUCUCAAGGUAAUUACACUAUCAGCCACGACGAUAGCCAGAAUAUGGCCGUGGCCAACAAACCGACCGAGUUUUCCGGUAGCAACUUCCAAGCAGUCAAUCAGCAAUCCUACGGAAAUCAAGCUCCGAUUCAGGGCUACGGCAACUACGCCCAGGUGGCCAACGCCUACAGCUACCCGACAAAUCCGUACGGACAUUUCAAUCCUUACGAAAACACGUACAAUGACUACAACAGCUUGGCGUACUACAACGCCGAGAAGUACAAAAGGGAGGAGCUGCUAAGAAAUCCCCACUGCUACAACUCGUACGGGUAUCAAUAUAAUCCUAAUUUUGCGCCAAAUUUUUAUCAAAAUCCGAGUCCGAACUGGUGCCAGUCGUCGCCGAACUGGUGCCUGUACCCGCCGCCCUUCUCCAUCCCCUACCCGCCCGAGCCGCCGAAGGCGGAGCCCAUAGGGGAGGUCACCGAGGUCACCGACAACCUCGAAUGCUUCAAGGACGGCCAGAUGGGCGGCGUCGCCAUCGCCCUCGGCCACGGCAGCGUGCUCUUCGAGUGCGCCAAGCACGAGAUGCACUCGACGACGUCCGUCCGGACGCCCAACCGGAUGAAUCCGACGCGGAUAUCUCUAGUUUUCUACCAGCACCGGAAUCUCAACCGGCCGAAGCACGGGCUCGAGGAGUGGGAGGAGAAGAUGAGACUAAAGAAGCUGGGGUUGACCCCGGCGCCGAGCGGGGCCGGCUCCACCCCCUCUAUGCGCGCCGGCACGCCGGGCCCCUCGCCCGCCGCGGGCCGGCCCGCGGGCCCCGGCGGCUACAGCUCGCCGGGGCCCGCGGUCCCCGGCGGCUACAGCUCGCUGGCCGCGCUGGUGGAGGCCACGGCGGCCGCGCGCCGCGCCGGCCACGUGCUGCUGCGCGCCGCCACCAACACCACCACGUCGUGGACCACGCUGUUCCCCAUGCACGGCUGCACGGUCACCGGCCCCUACCAGGAGUCGGCCACCUGACGGCCCCAGCGCCGCCCGCACCCCGCCGCACCCGCCGCUCCGUCCGCCGCGCUCAAGCCCGCGCCCGAGUGAGCGAGACGAGAGAUGUUGCCUUUCCAUUAGUAGACUCUAUAGGUAGAGACGCAGUGCUUUCCGACUAUUGUAGUUCCUCGAUUUAUAAAAUUUAAAUGUAAGUCGGGCCGGUCCGGGCCCGGUGCCCCGAGUGAGUUUCCGAUCAAAGAUGUAAUUUUAAGUUAUAUUUUUUAAUAGUGUUUAUCGCAUUUCAGCUAGUCUUACGUUACUAUGUUAGUAUCGAAUCGUGUAUCGUCGAAGUGACCGUUAUCGUGUAGAUUUGUUUUUUGUAUAUUAUUGUCGUAUUUUAGUUUGCCGAAAUCGAUUUGUGGCCCUUUUUGGAUCUAGUUUUUAUUAUUUUACAUUCUACGUUUUAAAAUAGAAUGGUUAGUAUUUUGUCUGCAUAUUUUGUGGGUGUUUUCUAAUACGACGCAGUGCUUGUGCAUCGCAAUGAUCUCAAUUACUAACCUGUGACUAGCUUACGAGACAGAGUACAAAA
Molecule: messenger RNA, 8684 nt
Organism: Cydia splendana
Lineage: Eukaryota; Metazoa; Arthropoda; Insecta; Lepidoptera; Tortricidae
Gene: Tet
Product: methylcytosine dioxygenase TET
Exons: 13
Coding region: 845-8134 (2429 amino acids)
Biological process (GO): positive regulation of transcription by RNA polymerase II
Cellular component (GO): nucleus
Molecular function (GO): zinc ion binding; DNA 5-methylcytosine dioxygenase activity; DNA binding
Source: RefSeq, a predicted model, not a curated record